GCCCAGCGACGGCGGCGGCAGGCCAAAUAUAAACACAACUGCCGCCCGCCGGCCAAUCCGCUGCCCCAGAUCCGCUGGGCGCCAAGCACAAGCAAAAGCUUGGGCGUCUGCAACAAGCCCUCCAACUCUCUUUUACCUUUCCCUAGGGCAGGCCUGGCUACGGCAACCAGCGCACCAUCCAUCGCUGCGUGAACUCAACGUUGUCUUGCACUCCCUGGCUGGUCUCCAUGCAAGGGCGACAUGCGCGCUUCCGACCCUUCCGCCCGUGUGACGAGGUGCGACAUUGGCCCCGCCGCUCAUUUGUUUGUCGUUGGGUUGGUUCUCCGCAGGUCCCUGCGUGGAAGCUUGUUGGACAAACGGGUAGGCAGGGGUCUUGCCGGCUCCCGACUCAUGGUCAUGGCUGAGGACAAAGAAGCUUGGUCGGUCAGUGCUUGCUGUGUGCUGUACAUACGCCUCCAUAGCCAGCAAGUAAGGUUGGUGGGAGGCCCUUUUUUUUUUUUUUUUUUUCCCCUUCGUAUUUGCUCACACCUUGCCCUCCUACCAACUCCGCUUUGUCAUUAUAUAUACAUCCUCUAGAAAGGGAGCAUUCGGCAAUCAUAGUAAACUCUCCUUAACGUGCGAUUAAAAGAUAGGGGGAUAGUCGAAAUAAGGAGCAAUU
Molecule: messenger RNA, 658 nt
Organism: Aplosporella prunicola CBS 121167
Lineage: Eukaryota; Fungi; Ascomycota; Dothideomycetes; Botryosphaeriales; Aplosporellaceae
Exons: 1
Coding region: 241-576 (111 amino acids)
Source: RefSeq, a predicted model, not a curated record